Molecule: messenger RNA, 5388 nt
Organism: Trichomycterus rosablanca
Lineage: Eukaryota; Metazoa; Chordata; Actinopteri; Siluriformes; Trichomycteridae
Gene: cacna2d4b
Product: calcium channel, voltage-dependent, alpha 2/delta subunit 4b
Exons: 38
Coding region: 1-3297 (1098 amino acids)
Cellular component (GO): voltage-gated calcium channel complex
Molecular function (GO): voltage-gated calcium channel activity
Source: RefSeq, a predicted model, not a curated record
AUGGGCAGCAUUGACUGUUUCAGAACACAGACUUCAUGGGUCACGCUGUUCCUGAUAUACUCGGGCUGUUUCUGCCUCCUGACUGAAGCCCAGAUGAAGAUUCCACCAGAAACUGUUCAAAAGUGGGCCAACAGCAUUUCAGAACAGCUAAACGCAGUUGCUUUGAAAUAUUCGGGAGCUGCUCUUCUACAAAAGAAACUCAAAGAUGUGGAGCCCAUUAUCCAGAUAAAAGAGGUAGAUGGAGCUGAAUUGGUCCAGGAAUUUUCUGAGGAAAUUGAGAUGAUGUUGGGAAGCAAGAUGAAAUCUGUUAAGAGACUGGCAGAUACAGUGGAGGAUGCAGAUUUAUAUCAUGAGUUUAACUCCAGUUUAGAGUUUGAUUAUUUUAACUCGCUGUUAAUAAACACGAUGGACGAGGAGAGUAACUACAUUGAACUUGGUGGCGAGUUUCCACUGGAAGAAAAUGAGCAUUUUAACAAUCUGCCCGUCAACACUUUAAUGAGUGACAUCCAAGUGCCAACUAAUGUGUACAACCAAGAUCCAGAUAUUCUUAAUGGCGUUUACAUGUCUGAGGCCCUAAAUGACGUCUUCAGUAAUAACUUCCAGAGGGAUCCAACUCUCACCUGGCAAUUCUUUGGCAGCUCCACUGGUUUCUUUAGACUCUAUCCAGGCAUCAAAUGGACUCCAGAUCCAAAUGGAGUGGUUUCCUUUGACUGUCGGAACAGAAACUGGUACAUUCAGGCCGCUACAUCUCCAAAAGACAUCAUCAUUGUAGUGGAUGUUAGUGGCAGUAUGAAAGGGCUUAAGCUGACUAUCGCUAAACACACCAUCAACACCAUCCUGGACACUCUGGGAGAAAAUGACUUUGUCAACAUUAUUGCUUAUACUGAUUAUGUUAGCUAUGUGGAGCCCUGCUUUAAAGGUACACUAGUGCAGGCAGAUCUGGACAACCGAGAGCAUUUCAAACUGCUUGUGGACGAGCUGCAGGUUAAGGGUGAGGGAAAAGUCAAGAAAGCCAUGAAAGAGUCUUUCCGGGUGCUAAAUGAGGCCACAGUAAAUGGGCAGGGCAGCUUGUGCAAUCAAGCCAUCAUGCUCAUCACAGAUGGAGCCAUGGAAGAUUUCCAGUCUGUAUUCGAGGAGUUCAACUGGCCUGAGAAGAAGGUGCGGGUUUUUACCUAUCUCAUCGGCCGUGAUAUGACCUUUUCUGAAAAUGUGAAGUGGAUUGCCUGUAACAAUAAGGGGUACUACACUCACAUCAACACACUGGCUGAUGUACAGGAAAAUGUGAUGGAGUAUCUUCAUGUUCUAAGUCGGCCCAUGGUCAUCGACCAUGACCAUGACAUCAUAUGGACAGAGGCCUACAUGGACAGUGUGUUGUUUAACAGCAUGGCUCAGAGUUUGUUGCUGAUGACUACGGUGGCAAUGCCUGUGUUCAGCAAGAAGAAAGAGACACUUUCACAUGGUAUUCUGCUAGGAGUGGUGGGCACAGAUGUUCCUUUACUUGAGGUCAUGAUGAUGGCACCUCGAUACAAGCUGGGAGCUCAUGGCUAUGCCUUCCUUAUCACAAACAAUGGCUACAUCCUGGCACACCCUGAUUUAAGACCUCUGUAUAAAGAUGGAAAGAAGCUAAAACCCAAACCAAACUACAACAGUGUGGAUUUGACUGAAGCAGAAUGGGAGGACACUGAGGAUAUAUUAAGAACAUCAAUGGUGAAAGGACAAACUGGGACUCUAACUUUAGAUGUCCGGGCAGCCGUGGAUAAAGGGAAAAGGCCCUUAUUCCUCAAAAAUAAUUAUUUCUACACAACCAUUAAUGACACACCAUUUAGUUUCGGGAUGGUGCUGACUCAAGGUUAUGGACAGUACCGUUUUGUGGGAAAUGUUUCUAUUGAAGAAGGUCUUCAUGACCUCCAGCAGCCAGAUCUCACCAUAGCUAAUGAGUGGACCUACUGUGAGACAGAUAUCGACCCCCAUCAUCGUAAACUCACUCAGCUGCAGGCUGUUAUCCGAUACCUGACUGGAAAAGAGCCCGAACUGGAGUGUGACGAGGUUCUGCUGCAGCAGGUUCUAUUCGAUGCGGUUGUAACAGCUCCUCUGGAGGCUUACUGGACGACACUGAUGCUGACUGAACCCGGGGUGGAGGAUGGGAUGGACACUGCAUUUUUGGGGACCCGUUCAGGCUUAAUGCGGGUCACCAGAUACGCUGGCUCUGAGAAACGAAAGGGAAAAAACUUCUUGACUUCAGCUGACAAGGUGAAUCUUUUUACUCUGGACCACCACCCUCUCUGGUACCGCCUGGCAGUCGAGAGCAAACCAGGACAGUUUUAUUACUAUGUACCUGCCGAUGACGUCAACAAGGGCAGGAACAUGGUGGUAGCUGUCACAUCUGUAAUUGUCACUGACAAAAAGAGAACUGCACUGGCUGGAGUCAUUGGAGUUCAAAUGUCAUUGGAUCUACUGGAGAAAAAAUUCUUUGCCACAGCAAAACAGUUGAAUGACACAGAUUGCAGUAGUGUGGAAGGACUGUGUCCUCUUAGCUGUGAAAGCACUGAUAUUAAUUGUUACCUGGUGGACAACAAUGGCUUCGUAGUGAUCUCUAAAGAGAAAGGGGAUGUUGGAAAAUUCUUUGGGGAGGUUGAUGGUUCAGUAAUGGCCCAUCUUCUCAAAUCAGGCUUGUUUAAAAGGGUGACUCUGUAUGACUACCAGGCCAUGUGCAAGAACAGCCACCAUCACUCCAGUGGAGCUCGACCCCUGCUUAGUCCUUUCUUUGGCCUGAUGGCAGCAGUCAAGUGGCUUUUCUCAAACCUUAUGCUGUUUUUGUUGGAGUUCAACAUUUGUGGACUGUGGCAUAACGACUAUUUUGUAGACGCCAAGUCUGGAUACCAUACCUCACACAAACAGAAGAAGGUGGAUUCCCUGGUGCCCUGUAACACAGAAUACCCUGGAUUCACCUAUGAUACCACCAUCAGGGAGACCAACAGCAUCAUUAAAUGUGGUCGCUGUCAAAAGAUGUUUGUGCUACAGCAGGUUGUGAACAGUAACCUGGUGAUGCUGGUGGUGCAGGCAGACUGUGACUGCUCACGUCAGUACUCCCCCAUCACCCUCACCCCAAAAGAGGUCAAAUAUAACGCCACGGUGAAGUGUAACAGGAUGAAAUCACAGAAGAUCCGCAGACGCCCUGAGUCCUGUCAUGCCUACCAUCCUCAUGAAAAUGCAAAGGACUGUGGUGGAGCUUGUGAGAUUUCCAUAUCGGUGGCUCUCUUCUUUAUUUCUCUGGUAAUAUCACUGGCACUUUGCUGACGAAGAAGUACAUCCCUCUGCUACAUGCACUACAGACACUGACUGCUAACUACCAAAAAAAACUUUGGUUAACGGUGCACCUCCAUGGAUCAGCAGCCAUCGAUAUUUACAGUUAGAGACUGUGGGUGUCUGUUCAAGCAAAACAGGCUACUUCAUGAUGUUACCAAAAAGCCAUGAACUAUUAUGAACUAUGCUGUCUGUGGAAUGAGCUACAGAUGCACAUGCCAGCAGAGAGAAUUGUGCAAAACAGGUUGAAAAUAAUUCUUUAAUAAUAGAAACUGUAUUAAAUAAUAAAAUGUUUAUAGUUCUAGUAAUUCAACAGUGAUAGCCAUUUAUUACUGUUCAUUUCUACCAUCUUUCUACUAUCUUUCUCAAUAGAGUUGUGAAAUAACUUUAGUUUGGGAAUAGGACACAGCCAAAACUCUCCCCAAUUCCAGCUGACUGUUACACCUAAUGUAACUGUUUACUCUGAGUUGACUGUUUUAUUGAAGUGGUAGGAAACCAAAAUACACUGAAGAGUGCCUGAACUCUGCUGGAAUAUGCCCUAAACGGGGUGUCAAACCAUAACAGAGCAGCACCCAUUCACUUGUUCACUCAUUUAUGUCGACCCUGAUCAUGAAUAAAUGUGGCAGUAGGAGCACACACCAUGAACAUGGUGGUGAGUUUAUCAAAGUUAAUCUACCCAGUGUCAUGUAUUUGGUAGGUAUGCAUUUUUGGGUGUUGGGAGUAGGGGUUAAAUGUCUGUUGGAAACUUUCCGAAUACAUCCACAAAGUUGAAUCAGUUCAUCUGGACACAAGUUUGUUGUAGAGAUACGUUUCAUCACUCAUCCAAGUGACUUCUUUAGUCUGAGCUGGUGGUGAAUAACCCCAACCUUAUAUGCAGUUAAUUUGCAUAACGACUGAUCAUCGCCCGUUGCAAAACAAUGUAACCAGUGAUCAGGUCCAUAUACAAAUCACAAUGACCAUUAAUUACAAUGGCCCCAAUCAUAUGUGCUAUACCCCAAUCAUAUGUGAAAGGCACGCAUGGCCAUUGUAACAAACUUGUGUCCAGAUGAACUGAUUCAACUUUGUGGAUUUAUGUACCUGGAUUAUUGGGCAUGCAUCAAGAGGUUUCCGAAUACAGUAACUUGAGGAUCGAACCAGGGUCUUUGGAGCUGUGUGGCACUAACACUAACUGAUGUGCCAUCCAAAAAAGUAUUAUGUUGUAUAUAGGAAUUUUUAUAAUUGAAAUGUUUUUUUUUUUUUUCAAAACAGUGGCUAUCUACUUCUUAUCAGAAAUGAUCAAAACUCCAUGAAUGUCUUUCAAAAUGAAACAGAGCACUCAAAACCAUGUUCUCUCUUCUCAAAAAUGAAUCCUUCCACCAAAACAAUAUGCACAGCUAUCAUUUGCUCAUCUUUUAUUGAACAUUAAAUAAACACUUGAUGAAUUUACUACACUACCAUCAAAAAUGUUCAUCUAUGUUCUGGCUUCAUGAGGCCAUGUUACAUAUUGAGAUGCAUACAAGUGUGUGGAAAUAAAUGUCCCUUUUUCUCAUUUUGUUUAAGUGUAGAGUUUAUGGUUCCAGAAUAGCAUUACAAUACUAUUAAAAUUUACAUUUGCAGCAUUUAGCAGACGCUGGUAUCCAAAUUGACUUACAAUUAUGACUAAAUACAAUUUGAGGCAUUGAGGGUUAAGGGCCUUGCUCAAGGGCCCAACACCGGCAACUUGGUGGCGGUGGGCCAGUAAUUCCUGGUCCAGUACCUUAACCCCUGAGCUACCACUGUCUGACAAAAUUCUGAUGUUUUAUUGAAUGAGCCACCCAAGCUACAUUAUGUACUACAUUACGUACGACUGGGACAGUGGUAACCUAGUGAGUAGGGCUUUGGGCUAUCAACUAAAAGGUUAAGAGUUCGAAUCCCAGCUCUGCCAUGCAGCCACUGUUGGGACCUUGAGCAAGGCCCUUAACCCUCUCUGCUCCAUGGGCGCCGUACAAUGGCUGAGCCUGUGCUCUGACCCCAGCUUCCAAAACAAGCUGGGAUAUACGAAGAAAGAAUUUCGUUGUACUGUACACCAGUAUAUGUAUAUAUGACAAAUAAAGGCGUUCUAUUCUA